UUAGCUGGUGAUAUGUCACAAAGUUCCAAACCAGCUCCACCAGCUCAGACGUUGUGGUAUAUCAGUAUAUCUCAAUGUUUAGUUGGUGGCAUAUCACAGUGUUGAAAGUCUGAUAUUGCAGAGCCCUACUUGAGAAUUACAGCUGAACCUUCGGUUGUGGUUUAUCUCCCCCAGACAAACCGAGAUGUGAGACCUGGGUUUGGGGAUAACAUCUCAGCAGCCAAGACAGAGGUGCCACCAGCUGCUCUAUAGAGAAAGGGAAGUGAGCUCAAAACAGCUGACUUCCUGCUGAUUUGCAGCUUCGGUGCUAAAUGCUUUGCUCAAACCUUCCACAAAUUUGGUUGGGGGUGGGCAGUGUUAGUGAGCUGCCACUGUGCAGAAGUGUGCAGGGCCAGAAGGAACAUUUUGGCAGCAACAGCAGAGGUUAUCAGCUGGGUUAUCAAGACAGAACGCCUGCUCUGUGGAAGGCUGUUUAAUGCUUUGUGCAGACUCACCAGACCAGUGUUUCUUAAUCUCUGGUUUCCCCAGCUUUUGUUGGACUACAACUCCCAUCUUCCCUGACCACUGGUGUAGCGAAGUUGGGAAAUUUUGGAGAAAACGCCGGCCUGGUUGAGGUGUUCCGCCGCGAACGCAACCAUGACAAGUCACCCCUUGGUAGAAACCCACAGUUUCUCCUCAAAAGAAGCGCAGCAGCUGCUCCACAACAAGUUUGUUGUGAUCAUGGGCGAUUCCAUUUACCGAUCGAUAUACAAAGACCUGAUCGUCAUCCUGCAGGCCGACAAGCAUCUCACUGUUGAUCAGCUGAAGAAAAAGGGAGAGCCGUCUUUUGAGAACGAUAAACUGGUGAAAUAUAGUGGGGUAGGCUGCGGGAACAGAUACCAGGAGGUGCGCGAGUUCCGCUCGGAUCACCACCUGGUGCGAUGCUACUUCAUUCCCCGUGUUUAUUCGGACUACAUGGAAGACAUCUUGGACGACCUCCAAAGAGAGCCGAAACCGGACGUGGUCAUCUUCAAUUCCUGCCUCUGGGACCUCAACAGGUACCAAGAGAAGGUCUCCAGGGAGCUUCGGCUGCCGAAAGCCAUCAGGCAGUACAGGCUUAACCUGGAAAAGCUCUUUGAGAGGCUGGAUCAGGUCCUUCCUCAGAACUGCCUUGCCAUCUGGAACACGGCUCUCCCUAUACGGAAAGAGCCUUCAGGAGCCCUCUACAAAGAGAUGGAGCGAGACUACUGCUCAGCUGAGGAUGUAGAAAAAGCGACUCCUGUGGACGUGAUUGAAGCCAACUUCUAUGGCGCCAUCCUCGCCCGCAGCUACGGGUUCGACGUCCUGGAUCUUCAUUUCUUCUUCCGCUUUGUGGACCAUCUCCGCAUUGAAGACGGGGUACACUGGAACUUCUUGGCGCACCGGUUUAUUACCAGAUACCUGCUGACCUACAUUGCUGAUUCCUGGGGAGUCGAGCUUGAGAAGAGGAAGUCCGGCACAGGGAUUGGUUGGAACGGGACUGCAACACAUCAGCCAGCUUCCCCUCAGCUGCCCUCCACACCCCCGUUGUUCCGUGACUUCUUCUCAGCUGGUGACGCUGCUAUCAGGCAGCUCCGUGUGGACAGAGAAGCCCCUGACAGCUAUGGCGCUCCCUAUGGCAACAGACCUGUGGCUGGAUUCGAAUACAAUCCCCAGGAUCCCUCGGCCCAGCAUGGCUGGCUCCUUCCUGCCCACCCGCCGUUUGAGCACCACAGCAAUCCGUACGACGGGCCAGGGGGCGGAUUGGACUGUCACGACUGUCCACCCGACGAUGGACAGCUCACUCCUGACCUUCAGUUCAAUGACCAUCGAAAUGGUUCCUUCAGCCACAGGGGUGGGAUGUGGAACGGCCCCUUUUCCCCAGAAACACCCCCCAACGGCUCCCCUAUUCCCACAACGGCCGGGCGCUCCAGGCGAGCCAGACGAAGGCGGCGCUCCGAGUUCAUACAGUACCGCCCCCACGAGCAACGCGAAAGAGCCCACCCCUACGAAAGGCCGUGGCGGGGGCGCGGCAGAAACUCUUGGCGUCGCCCCCAAAGGUCAAGAUACGUCUGGUGACGCCCCUCUCGCUCUUAGCAGGGGCUCCGACAGCCUUGAAUGUUCUUCUCUUGCAGGCACCAGCCCAACAUAUCAGGACUGGGGAUGGGUGUGUGUAUGUGUUUUUUUGGGGGGGGGUUGCCUGUGGGUGUCAAGGGCUUCUGUGCACAUAGUGGAAGGACUCGUCACUUGAUCUCCAGCCUGCUAUUGGACACCCUUUGGUCACAUGCUCGCAAGUGGGGGUCAGAUCGCCUUUCUGAACCUGAGGUUGCCCCCCACCCAGUCCGGACGCUUCUACUUUUUCACCUCGACUGCCCGUCCCGUGGAAGAAGGGUGUAUUCGCAACCAGCUCUGAAAAGCAAGCUCAGUAGUCCAAUCUCGGACACACACCAGGCUUUCGAAGCGCAUUCAGCCCACGUUUUAAAACUCCCCCUCCCAAAGACCCGUGGGAACUGUAGUUCCCCCGCUGACAGACCUACAGGGUGCUUAAACUACAGUUCCCAGAAUGUUUUGGGGGAAGUCAUGUGCUUCAGAGGUGCGUAGUGGAUCUGCCCCUAGUCGUGGGAUGCAGGUGAUCUAUUGCUUUGUUGAUAUCGGCACAAACCGCCUGGGUUGUUUUGGCCAGGAUUUUUAAAUUCCCCAUGAAAUUCAUUCCGUCCCGCCCAGGGCGGUAGCGAGGCUGGUUGGAAAGUCUUCUUUCCCAAAGCCCCCUGCUAUCUCCCCCCCCCCCCCCCGUGGAAGGUGGGACAGACUGCCUUUGAAGCAGUGGGGAGUGGGAGCCAAAUGUGGCCCUCUGCACGUUCCUAUCAGGCCCUCUGGACUUUCCCCAGGGAGUUGAGUUUGGGCUGUACUCCCAUCUAUCUUUGAGAACGUGGCUGUUAAUGGGCAUUUUCAUUCAGCAAGCACAGGAAGCCCAUUUUCACAUUGCACCCGUAGGGUGGGCAGGUGGGUGGGUAGGCAGACACUGGGUUUGGGGGGGGGCAAAAUGCGCCACCUCUUUGCAUUUUCCAACCUGCGACGCACAUGCCCAGGUGAGCCCCACUUGCCGAUCCACAAAGGAAGGACUUUUACUAGAAGUAUCUUCAUUUCCCCUCCCAGCACAGUUGACUCCGCUUCUUCUUCUACGUGGGAACGUGACUGUAUACAGAAAAUAGUCUUUUGCACUAGGGUCUCGGGAGCAUGGCCUAGUGGGCAGGUCUCCUGCAUAAGCCCCACUAAGAUAGACUGAAGCUAUGCAAGAACUCGCUCCAGAGACCUUCCCACGGGGUCAGGCAAGCUGCCCGAAAUGACUCUUGAGGAGAGAGCUUUUUCAGUCUGAAUGUAUAAUGUUUUUUAAAAGCCUCAAGGUGAGGCAGUGUGUGUUUGUGUAUGGGGAAUCCUUAUCUCCUAACCCAGCUGGGGUCUGUUGGAGUGAAAUGUAUUACCUGAAAGAACACGUUUUUGAGGAGAAAAAGCUGUUUCGCAAAGACAGCAUUUUCCUCUCUGAAUGGAAAUAAUAAAAGUGUGGUUGGUAA
Podarcis muralis (Common wall lizard) is the source of this 3569-nucleotide messenger RNA. Its product is annotated as PC-esterase domain-containing protein 1B-like. The record is from RefSeq and is a predicted model, not a curated record. Lineage: Eukaryota; Metazoa; Chordata; Lepidosauria; Squamata; Lacertidae.